Messenger RNA from Esox lucius (northern pike), 1843 nucleotides. RefSeq names its product methionine adenosyltransferase II, beta (gene mat2b). Gene Ontology annotation, molecular function: methionine adenosyltransferase regulator activity. Lineage: Eukaryota; Metazoa; Chordata; Actinopteri; Esociformes; Esocidae. The transcript is spliced from 7 exons. The record is from RefSeq and is a predicted model, not a curated record. Gene Ontology annotation, cellular component: methionine adenosyltransferase complex. Gene Ontology annotation, biological process: S-adenosylmethionine biosynthetic process. Bases 94 to 1098 code for a protein of 334 amino acids.
UUUCGCGAGACAGGAAACAGCUGAUCUGGGAAGUUGCGCACCUAAAAUUAUAUAAACACUAGUGGAUUGAUAAGACGUUGUCUUUCUGUAGCAAUGAGCAUCACGGAAAGGGAACUUAAGAUACAUUUCACUCCAGGGAAUGUGGAGGUGGUUCAGGAGAACGUGGACAUCCCCUACAGGCGAGUGCUGGUGACCGGGGCCACAGGACUUCUGGGACGUGCAGUUUAUAAAGAGUUCCAGAACAAUGCCUGGCACUCGUUGGGCUGCGGAUACAGCCGGGCUCGCCCCCGGUUCCUUCGAUGUGACCUGACCGAUGAAGUUGCGGUGCGGGGGGUUAUUCAAGAUUUCCAGCCCCAUGUGAUUGUGCACUGUGCAGCGGAGAGGAGGCCAGACGUGGUGGAGAGGCACACAGAGGCAGCCUUGAACCUGAACGUCCACGCGUCUGGGACGUUGGCUAAAGAGGCAGCUGGGAUGUUCCUCAUCUACAUCAGCACCGACUACGUUUUUGAUGGCCGGAACCCCCCGUACGGAGAGAACGACGCCCCUAACCCGUUAAACGUGUACGGCAAGUCCAAGCUAGAGGGGGAGCGGGAGGUCCUACGGCAGAACCCCGGCGCGGCCGUGCUGCGAGUGCCCAUUCUGUACGGGGAGGUGGAGCGGGUGGAUGAGAGCGCCGUGACCGUGCUCUGGGACAAGGUUCAGGAGGGCGCCGACAGCUGCGGCGUGGAGCACUGUCAGCAGCGCUUCCCCACCUAUGUCAACGACGUGGCGCGGGUCUGCCGGCGCAUGGCGGAGCGGAGGCUCCAGGACCCGUCGAUACGAGGCAUCUUCCAUUACUCGGGAACGGAGCAGAUGACCAAAUACGAGAUGGCGUGUGCGAUUGCGGAUGCUUUCAGCUUGCCCAGCAGUCAUUUGAUACCGAUGACGGAGCAGCCUGCCGGGGCCGGGGCUCUGAGACCUCAUAACGCCCAGCUGGAGUGCUCUCGUCUGGGGCUGCUAGGCCUCAGUGUGGAGCCCGUCCCCUUCAGGACGGCUGUGAGGGACAGCCUCUGGCCCUUCCUGUACGACAAGCGAUGGAGGCAGACGGUCUUCCACUGAUUGCUGCCGGGGGGGACCAAACCCGAGAUGGAUCAUCAAACGCAACAUUUGACUUCAGGCUUUAUAGAUGACUGUGACUUUUUGUGUUAGGAAGUUACUGAUUCCAAGCAUUUGGGCUAUUUCCUGCUACUUCCGAUUUCUUGCAUAUCUAAUGCUUGCUUUUAUGAACCGUUUUGUGUAAAGUGAAACAUUCCUGCUGAAUCGAUUGCUUAACGAUGUAUUGGAAGCCACUGUAGGCAACUGAAAUGUCUAACGUUCUUAUAGCAUUGUUGAAUAUAAGAUGUUACUCAAUGUUUCUUCCUUUUUUUUUCUCCUUUUUUUUUCUUCUUUGCUGCAGAUAACUUCAGUUUUAGCCAAUCGGUUAAUUAAAAACAAAUUCAUUAAAGUGAAAAAAUGCCUGCUGCGUCAUAGCAACCCACCCAUGCUGGGUUUAAUUGUUGAAUGAUUCUUUAGGCGUGUUACACCUCGUUAUAGACAGAAGUGGUAACUGUUUUGGUAGAUUGGAUUUGAACCCAUGCUGCAGCAGUAUAAGAUUACCAGAGAGGCAGUGGCUUAGACCACUGGAAAUUCACUGGACAUCCAUAGGCCACUGGGUUUUUAUUUGAAUGAGAAUGUCUGUAUUAUGCCCUGUGUUUGUAGUUGCACUAAGAAAUCACAUUUUCUCUCACAUUUUGCGUUUAGGCAAUGACUUCUUUGAUUAUGGUUUUAUGAUAAAGACACUGGAAUAAAAAUCUUGUUGUCAAGA